Doryrhamphus excisus (bluestripe pipefish) is the source of this 2052-nucleotide messenger RNA. It is a transcript of the gene lg6h10orf88, whose product is annotated as linkage group 6 C10orf88 homolog. The record is from RefSeq and is a predicted model, not a curated record. Lineage: Eukaryota; Metazoa; Chordata; Actinopteri; Syngnathiformes; Syngnathidae.
UUUUUAAUGACAAAACCCAGCAUAGAAAUACUACUGUAUUUCGUUUGUUUGAGGGUGCAGUCCGGCGUCUCAUCAUUUAGGGCGACGCAAGCUCAAAUUACUAUUUACUAUAGAAAUACCAUUUCAAUAGGUAUGCAUUUUUAAACGCGUAUAUCUCGGAAGAAUCAUGUAAGGGGCGGCAACUAUUGAUUGAGAUGGUAAAUCAUUCUAAAUAGCUUUAUUUAAACCCGUCUUUCUUAAGAAGGUAUCUCCAGUACUGUAUUCCAUUUCUUCAGGAGCGGACCUAUCGCAGGUCGCUAUAUUAUGACGUCACCGGAACAACCAGGAAGUGUAGCGAGAUCUGUUUUUAGCCUUAGCUGAGUUCAUUUAUAAACCGUAUUCAUUUUUUACUGCGUUCGAAAUAUUCGAGUGGAGCGUGCGGAAGGUUCGAAGACUGAAAAACACAAAUCUGGUUAUUUAAGUGUUUUAGCCGGAGUAAUCGUAGACCGACAGGAUGUGUUACACUGAUGUUGCCCGAGUGUUGCUGAGCUGCUGUUCUGUUCCGGUGGAACCAGAGAGGAUAUUUUUUUAAUGAAACUUAAAAUAGGGGACAAAUUUACGGGAAACUUUUAAAUAAGAGGGCGCCGGGAAAGAAGUUCAAAAUACGGGAGUUUCCUUGUGACACAGGAGAGUUUACAGUGUGUCAACAGUCAUGGUGGACGUUGGCGUGAAGAGCGCAGGGACGUGGCUGUGUCAGCCUGAGGGACGCUGUCUGGCCGACGCGGUCCUGACUGUUGACAUCUCUGAGAAAGAUGAAGAGGAGCUGACAGAGGAAAUUUGGAGAAAUCCGAUCCUGUUGGAGCGAGUGGAUGAGGGGUCUCCCUGCGUACUGACUUUGACCUGUAAGCCCGCCUCCCACGCCGCCAUCAUCCGCCUUCUGCUCGUCAGCGAGGCUCGGACCAUGGAGGUGUACCUGCAGACGGGAGAAUACUGCGGUACGGUUCGGGGGCAGCGGCAGGAUGACGUUCAGCAUCCAGACAGAGGGCCGUUCUACAGGAAACAGCUGACCCUGGAGGAGCCGUCAUCAUCAUGUGAUGUCAAGCUUCUCUCCCUGGGGGGACGUGGCAGCUUGAUGUUGUGCGGCAUGGUGGUGGGUCUCCAGGCGACGCAGUCCCGCCCACCGGGCACCAGCAGUGACGGCGCGGUCGAUUUGCAGCGGGUGCAGAAUCUGAUGGAAGGGAUGGGCACCACCCUGUCCCCGGGGGCUCAGAACCUCAUGGAAAUGGUGCGUGUUCAACAGAAGAACCAGACCAGCUAUCUAGACGGCUUCCUGCCUGUCCUGAUGGGGAGGGGCUUUUUGUCUACGCUGGCUGGCGGAGGCCACGCCCCACAGCCCCCACAAAGUCCAAGCGGACCCCUGCCAGAUGACUCCGCCCACCCGAACGGGCUGCACGGUCAAGUCACUGAGGGUAGCGUUCCCGGCACCGCGCUGGCUGAGAUGAUGUCACAGUUUCUGAAAGAGCGGGAACACGGUCAGGUGCCGAGCCCCCACCCCGAGCUCCUGCCCGUGCUCCAGAAGGUGUGCGGUCAGGUGACGCAGCUCAGACUGGACGACGUCAUUGCGGCAAAGGAGAAGACGACGCAAAACGGAGCACGGGAGCUGGAGCGGGCCUUGGAGCGCCGCUUGGAGGAGAUGGAGCGGAGGCUGAAGGAGCACAUGGACCGACGCCUGGAUGCUCUGGAGCAGAAGCUGGAGAGAGCUCUGCUUGGCGCUCCGCAUCAGGGGUCACCCGGCAGUCCGGCAGCAGGAGCGCCGGAGGUGACGGUUCACAGGUCGUAGCUGUGAGGAGGCGGAGUCAAAGAUGUGGACUAACUCCUAAUGGUUUCACUCGUGGAAUAAUGACAACACAGAACCUCUAACCAGGAUAAUUCAUCUCAAACUCAAGAGUCCAAUAACAGUUCUUUUCCUUUGUUUGGGCUCCAUAUGAACUAAACCACAUUGCUUUUAAUGACUGUAACAUUACAAACAAUAUAUUUAUAUUCAUUGAGUAAACAACGCCAGUUCAACCACAA